Molecule: messenger RNA, 1563 nt
Organism: Dichotomopilus funicola
Lineage: Eukaryota; Fungi; Ascomycota; Sordariomycetes; Sordariales; Chaetomiaceae
Exons: 2
Coding region: 1-1563 (520 amino acids)
Biological process (GO): regulation of mRNA stability
Cellular component (GO): cytoplasm; nucleus
Molecular function (GO): poly(A) binding
Source: RefSeq, a predicted model, not a curated record
AUGUCGGUCGAGGUUGCUCUCCACACGCCCCUGGCGGAUGCCCUGAAUGAAGCGAUUCAGGGUAAAAUUGCGGAACUUGGUUGGGCCGGCCCUGGCGAAGGCUCUGCCAUGUCGGAAUACUUCGUCCUGAUGUUAGCCAACGGCAAGACAGAGGCCGAGAUCGCCGCCGAGAUUGCAGGCGACCUCCUCGGGCUUGGCUCCGAAGACCAGACAGCUCCCGCUUUUGCGAACUGGCUAUUCCAACAGAUUGGCUCGAUAAGCGCACAACUGGGCAACCAUACAUCACAACCGGCCGACGCUAUGGAUGGGGUUAAGGAGGAGUCCGUUGAUGGCUCUGGCGAUGCCAACAUGGACACGUCAGAUGCUCUCGCUUCGGGCUUCAUUGCACCCACUGGUCCUAAAGCGAUGCGCAAUGGCGGAGGUGGUGGCAUGCGUGGUGGGGCGCGGGAGAAGCGCAUGAUGGGCCAGAUCAACCGGGCGCUCGACCGCACACCAGAUUCGGUCCUCCACCGCGUACGCAGCCAGUCCGGAAACGAGCGGAUCGGAAGAGGCCCGCCGGCCGGGCCAAGGAUGGGCGUGGGGAGACAACCACGCAACCCCAACGCCCGCGCCAGCAACAUCGCCAACGGGCUCGCUAAUAUGGGCAAUAUGCCACCGAACGCCGUGAUGGGGAUGAACGGGAUACCCGGUGGGAUCGGUCCCAUGGGUGCUCCCGGCUACGGGCAACCGGAUCUCUAUGCCAUUAUGGAACAGCAAAACCACAUGCUCCAGCAGAUGCAGCAACAACUAAUGAUGCAGCAAGCGAAUGGCGCAGGCGGUCGCGGUGGCCGUGGCAAGAAUCAGUUUGACCGGGGUGGGAGAGGGGGUCAGUUUCGACGCGGUGGGCACCAUCAGCAGCAGCACAACGGUCAUGCAGACCACCACAACCAGCAGCAGCAGCAGCAGGGCUCGGAAGCCGGCCAACCGGAUGCUGCCUCCCAAGGCGAUGUCGACAUGACCGGUGCUAAGCGCGAGGCGCCAAACCCGGAUGAUACGGUGUGCCGGUUCAACCUUCGAUGCCAAAACAAGGAUUGCAAGUUUGCGCACCAGUCGCCGGCCGCACCACCAGGGACGGCGAUCGACCUCAAGGACAUCUGCACGUUCGGCGCGGCCUGCAAAAACCGCAAGUGUGUGGGCCGGCACCCGUCGCCGGCAACCAAGAUGGCGCACCAGAGCGAACAGGACUGCAAGUUCUUCCCCAACUGCACAAACCCGCACUGCCCAUUCCGGCACCCGACCAUGCCGGCGUGCCGCAACGGAGGCGAGUGCAAGGUCCCCAACUGCAAGUUCACGCACGUCAAGACGGCCUGCAAGUACCACCCUUGCACCAACCGCAGCUGCCCGUUCAUGCAUGAGGAAGGCCAGCGCGGCACGUUCCAGGACAAGGUGUGGACGUCGGAGGAGGGCUCGAAGGAGCAUGUUAGUGAGCGCAAGUUUGCCGCGGAUGGGCCUGAGGAUAUUGUGCUACCUGGGUCAUCGGAACAGAUGGAGGCUGAGGCUGAGGAUACCGAGGUGAUUGUCUAG